CUGAACCUGAUUACCGCAUCCGUAUAAAAGCCCCAUCGAUUCCAGCCGGCCCACACAGUGCUGAAAGCGAACGCGCUCCACUCGGCGGUUGCAGUGGACAACUAAAGGAUUAAUUAAGGACUUGCUUAAUCAGCAGCCGCAUCGCCAAACGCAGCUGCAAAAUGGGCAAAGUGUCAUCUGGGAGCGCCUCCUUGGUGGCCAAGGCGCUGGCCAUAAUGCUCCUGCUGGUGGCGACGGGAGUGCAGGCACGGCGGCUGGGCCACCGACGCCUCAUCAUCCACGUGCCGGUCAAGGUGAAGACGCACCACCACACCCACACCGUGUACAAGGUGCUCCACGGAUCACAUGGCGGCGGCGGUGGAGGAGGAGGUGGAGGUGUGAAGCAAACAGUGUACAAAGUGCUGGGCUUCUCCACACACGGAGGUGGCGCUGCCAAGGGUGGCGGAGGAGGAGGCGCUGGCCAUGGAGGCCAUGGGAGCUACGACAUGGGCGGAAUGGGCCACGGCGAAAUCACGUACGAGGACAUGCACGGAUGCGAGAGUGGCAAGGUGAUUCCGGCGGCCAGAGACAUGAUUUUCAAUCACUACUCGCGGCACGGCCAGAGCGAUGGAACUGGCGAGGAUUACGCCGAGGAGCUGGACGACUUUGUAGACCUAAGGGAUGGCUGGUUGUGAAUAAAGAGACGUGUGCGCAAUUCCCCGCCGAUUAAUUAU
Drosophila erecta is the source of this 713-nucleotide messenger RNA. RefSeq names its product dormancy-associated protein 2. The record is from RefSeq and is a predicted model, not a curated record. Bases 162 to 674 code for a protein of 170 amino acids. The transcript is spliced from 2 exons. NCBI's taxonomy places the organism in Eukaryota, Metazoa, Arthropoda, Insecta, Diptera, Drosophilidae.